Hippoglossus stenolepis (Pacific halibut) is the source of this 1262-nucleotide messenger RNA. It is a transcript of the gene adat3, whose product is annotated as adenosine deaminase tRNA specific 3. The coding region runs from base 105 to 1160 and encodes 351 amino acids. NCBI's taxonomy places the organism in Eukaryota, Metazoa, Chordata, Actinopteri, Pleuronectiformes, Pleuronectidae. Gene Ontology annotation, biological process: tRNA wobble adenosine to inosine editing. The record is from RefSeq and is a predicted model, not a curated record. Gene Ontology annotation, cellular component: cytoplasm; nucleus. The transcript has 2 exons. Gene Ontology annotation, molecular function: tRNA-specific adenosine-34 deaminase activity.
GGUGCACAAGAUAAGCAUGGCGUCGACAGGAUGAAUCGGCCUAGAAACUGAACCAUAUUACUUUCUUCAGUGUUACUCUCACCUCAAAGGAGGACGGCAACACAAUGGAGCCGCAAGCGAAACGCCGGAGAGAGUCGGCGUGCGACACUGACUCCUGGGUCGCUUACCCCGUACUGUCAGAUGAGCAGUCACAAGACGUGGAGUUGAUAGAGGCGUUCGCUGCGCCCAUUGUCGACAAGAAGGAGACAUCUCGACUUGUCAAGGAGCUGAACAGCCUCCACCCGCUGAACGGCCUGCCGCACAUCAAGAGGGUGCGGGCUUGCAAGGAGAAGGGCAGCCGCCACCCUCUGGAAGUCCUCGUGUGCCUCGUUAGUGAUGCACCAGACAUGAAGGUGGUGAGCAUCGACUCGCUGCUGCCCUCAGAUGGAGUUGGACAUGAUGGAUUAGGUGAGCCUUUCGUGGUUAAGGUCCCUUCACGUCCCCCCUUGACCCGACCUCAGUUUGAACUGGCGAUCAAACACUGGCCCACCUCCUUUCACGAGGAUAAGCAGGUGACCGUGGCUCUGAGAGGAGAGCUCUUCAACCCACAUCAAAAAGCUUCGAUGCACAUGUACAUGAUGUCUGCUGUCGCUGCUGCCAGAGCUGGAAAGGAGACAGGGAUGGAGGCAGUUGGGGCUGUAGUGGUUAACCCAGCCACGCAGAGGGUCAUCGCAGUGGGCCACGACUGCCGAGGCGACCAUCCCCUCCACCACGCGGCCAUGGUCUGCAUCGACCUCGUGGCUCGGAGUCAGGGUGCUGGAUGUUAUUCUUUUGACAAAUACCCUGCUUGCAGUUUUUCCUCACCAACUUCAGACACAUGUCUAAAUGAAGCUGAUGCAAAGGCCAGCGCUCAGCCGUACAUCUGCACCGGCUACGACCUUUAUGUGACCCGAGAACCUUGUGUUAUGUGUGCCAUGGCGCUGGUCCACUCCCGGAUUGGCCGUGUGUUCUAUGGGACAGGCUCCGCUGACGGGGCGUUCGGGACCAAAUUCAAAAUCCACUCCCAGAAAGAUCUGAACCAUCGAUUUGAGGUGUACAAAGGAGUCUUGAGCCGGCAGUGUGAGGAUCUUCACAGGCUGGACGACCACAUCCAAAAGCCAAGUUCAGAGGAACGUAGGUGAUGGAUGCAUCGAUCCAUAGCUCCAGAUUCUUAUUUGCAGUUACCAGAGGAACAAUCCAAUGUUUUAUAAAAGAAGUUGUUUUAAAUAAAGUUUUUAAUCCUG